Messenger RNA from Dovyalis caffra, 801 nucleotides. Lineage: Eukaryota; Viridiplantae; Streptophyta; Magnoliopsida; Malpighiales; Salicaceae. The record is from the annotation of a GenBank genome assembly.
AUGAGAAUAAUAGCUCAGAUUUCAUCCCGUUGCAUUAGGAAUGGCUUCUUGACUGGCGGCCCAUUUCAGGCUCCUUAUCUUAUCAAACCUCUCUCUACAAGGGGUCGUUCCGGCAACUUGUUCAAAAAAGGUCAUUCAAUUGAGAUCGAGCCAGUUGAAAACUUUGAGCAACGGAUAUUUGGUGGCAGUAAUGGGGGUAAUUCACAAUCUGAAUCCUUUUUCCAAAAGCUUGAUAGACUUUCAAAGGCUCGUGAUGGACCUGAUUCAAGACCGAAUGAACGAAAUAGUUCUGAAAUGGGGGAUGGUUUAGAUGAGAGUCUUAACACACUAGAAGAUGGAAUGGAUGAAAAGUUACAGAAAGCAGCUGAAUUUUUUGAGGAGGAUGAUGAAACGUCUGACGAAGAUUAUGAUUAUAGACCUGAUGCACGCUUUUCAGAGGGAGAUACUUAUGAUUUGCAGGAUCUGGAUCUUACAAAGCCAUUUGUACGUAGACCUGUAAAACGAGCUGAAUUUCACGUAACUACAGAGGAAGCUCUGAGUAAAGCUGAUUUUCGGAAUGUUAGAUUCCUUGCAAACUUCAUAACAGAGGCUGGAAUAAUUAUUAAGAGGAGCAAGACUGGCAUAAGCGCCAAAGCCCAGAGAAAGGUUGCAAGGGAGAUCAAAACAGCUCGAGCUUUUGGUCUGAUGCCUUUCACAACAAUGGGGACAAAAUCAUUUGUUUUCGGCAGAAGUAUGGAGAAUCUAAAUGAUGAUUUUCAAUAUCAGAGUUUUGAUCGGUCAGUUGAUGAUGGAAAAGAUUAG